GUGUGUGUGCUCCUGCCCCGGGUCUUGUUCCAGAGCAGCGAUUACACACACACACACGCACACACACGCAGAGACGAACUACGACUAACAGCUAGCGAAGCAUUCAGAGCUUCUGACAGGAUGUAAGAUUUCGAGAAUUUUCUGCGGUCUCGUCUGGCUCGGCGGAGCAGAAUGGAGAUCAGAAUCGAGUGACACUCUGGAUUUGGACUGACGCUGUCUCGGCGACUGCUUUGCUGAAUAAUUGAUCCCUUGGCUUGUGACUGGUUAAAAAUGAGGAAGGCAACGCUCAUGGUUUGGAUCAGCCUUUUGGUGCAAGUGUCCAACUGUGCCCAAGGGCAUUAUGCCCGCAAACUUCUGGCUGAUCUGAUGGAGGACUACUCCAACGCUCUGAGACCCGUGGAGGAAACCGACGAUGCCCUCAACGUCUCCCUACAGAUCACCCUGUCACAGAUCAAAGAUAUGGAUGAGAGGAACCAGGUGCUCACCACGUACCUGUGGAUCAGGCAAGUGUGGAACGACGCCUACCUGAAGUGGGACAAGGAGGACUACGACGACCUGGAGAUGAUCAACAUCCCCAGUGACCUGGUCUGGAAGCCAGACAUCGUCCUCUACAACAAGGCGGAUGAGGAGUCGUCAGGUGCGUCCAGCACUAACGUGAAGCUGCGUUACAACGGAGAGAUCGUCUGGGACUCGCCGGCCAUCACGAAGAGCACGUGCGUGGUCGACGUGUCCUACUUCCCCUUCGACUGGCAGCAGUGCAAUCUCACCUUCGGUUCCUGGACCUACAAUGGAAACCAGGUGGACAUCAGUCUGGGUAUGGACAGCGGAGACCUGUCGGACUUCGUGGAGAACGUGGAGUGGGAGUGUCACGGCAUGCCGGCCGUCAGAAACGUCAUGAUGUACGGCUGCUGCUCCGACCCGUACACGGAGAUCACCUACACUUUGCUCCUGAAGCGCCGGUCCUCUUUCUACAUCUUCAACCUGCUGCUGCCCUGCUUCCUCAUCUCGUUCCUGGCCCCGCUGGGCUUCUACCUGCCGGCUGACUCGGGGGAAAAGGUUUCUCUGGGGGUCACGGUGCUGCUGGCGCUCACCGUGUUCCAGUUGUUGGUGGCUGAGAGCAUGCCUCCUGCAGAAAGCAUGCCCUAUAUAGGGAAGUACUACAUAGCCACCAUGACUAUGAUCACAGCCUCCACCUCUCUCACCAUCUUCAUCAUGAACAUUCAUUUCUGCGGCGCUGAGGCCAAACCGGUCCCUCACUGGGCCAAGGUGCUCAUCAUCGACUACAUGUCGAAAAUCUUCUUCGUCUACGAAGUGGGCGAGAACUGCACCACGCCGGAGAGCGAGAGGACGCCGCUGUACCCGGAGGAACCCAUGAACGACAAGAGCUGCUACCACGACGACCGCUUCCAGGAUGGCUACUACCACCACGACAGCGACCCGUACAAGUACAGCAACGGCCACGGUCACGAUAAGCAUCGGAAAGCUCAGGCAAACGGCAGCGCCAACAGCAGGCAUCACCACUACAACAACCACGCGUCCAGGAUGGAGAGGGGCGAGACAAAGACGGAGCCCACGCAGCACUACCACCACAUCAGGAGGGACGAACUGGACUACGAGGCCCCUCGGCAUCCACAAAACCUGCAGCGCCUGAACGGGGGGCUAAAAGAGCAGAUCCUGUACCCCUCAGAGAAGCUUCAAGUCCCGAGCUGCCCCUGCUGCUGCCCCUGUCCCCAGCACACCCAGGUGGUGAAGAACAUCCAGUACAUCGCCAACUGCUUCAGGGAGCAGAGGGCUACGUGUGUGAAGGUGGCCGAGUGGAAGAAGGUCGCCAAGGUGAUGGACCGCUUCUUCAUGUGGAUCUUCUUUGUCAUGGUCUUCCUCAUGAGCAUCCUCAUCAUCGCCAAGGCGUCGUGACAGUUUCCCCGUCGUCUUUCUUUUAUCAGCAUUAGUCCUUUGGUACUGUUGGGCCUCAGUGUUACGCAUUUCUACUUUAUUGCAACUUUAAAUACAUCAAAACUGCUUCGUCUACGGGGAGAGUCAGUGUUUUUGUAUGUUGUUUGUGUGUGUGUGUGUGUGUUUGUAUGUUGUGUGUGAGCGUCUUUGUCUGGGUUAAUCGUUGUUUAGUUUUGCUUUGACAUAAAGGAGACGAGUUCGCCGCGCACAAAUCAUCCAUUUAACCACACGCUCUCACAGAAACUUGUCAAAGCCUCUGGGUUAGUUAAUGUCAGGUGCGCUUGCAUGUGUCACUGAGCACUGGAGCGGUAAGACAAUCCAGGCCUUGACUUGAACAUGCGUGGCCUCUUCAUUAUUGAUGAGCUAACAGCCAGACAUCCAGCUAUAGGCAUUAUAUCAGAUGAAGCUGUUUUUUUUUGUUUUGUUUUGCUUUUGUUUUUUACCAGAUGCAGCGGAUUCACCAGCAGAAUAAGCAUUCAAGACCUUUUCUAUGAUUAAAUAGCGAGUAAAUACUAAGUUGUCGACACAGUGGCUAAACCGUGAAUCACAUGUGUCUUGACUUGUGGAAGAUCAUGUAGGGUGACGAUGUUAAAGCGUUAACUUCUCUACUUCUUUACAAGUUGAGACCUGAAGAGAAACUGUGAAUGUUUGCCUUUCUAUUCUACAAAGAUCCCACAGGUCUUAAAGUUUCUACCUCCUGAGAAUAAAUGCUGGAUGCAGAGUACCUCGUGAUGAAUGUACAAUUUGGUUCUUGGUCCAGUAAAAUAAAUAAUAAACCUUUGAUAUUCUGUCAUUAAACUUGUUUUAAACUCCCCCCAUGGCGAUCCAAAGAAUUCAUUCAUGUAUUCUGCAAAAGAGCCCGUUUAUUUUAUUUUAUUCUUUCUGUCUUUCUUUUGCAUACAUAUUAAAAAGUAAUUUUGACACUCAA
This is a messenger RNA of Mugil cephalus (flathead mullet), 2881 nucleotides long. It is a transcript of the gene chrna9a, whose product is annotated as cholinergic receptor, nicotinic, alpha 9a. Gene Ontology annotation, biological process: monoatomic ion transmembrane transport; regulation of membrane potential; signal transduction. The coding region runs from base 271 to 1914 and encodes 547 amino acids. The record is from RefSeq and is a predicted model, not a curated record. The transcript is spliced from 7 exons. Gene Ontology annotation, molecular function: transmembrane signaling receptor activity; acetylcholine-gated monoatomic cation-selective channel activity. Gene Ontology annotation, cellular component: postsynaptic membrane; neuron projection; synapse. Lineage: Eukaryota; Metazoa; Chordata; Actinopteri; Mugiliformes; Mugilidae.